AGAGCUGUACGGUGAAAAAAAGAAAAAAGACCUGCAAUCAUUUGCCACAGUGAAGGGAACAAAUGUAGCUGGAGGCAGUGAGGGAGUUAGGGACAUGGGGACAGGCAGAGAGAGAGAACGAUAGAGAGACCUUUCAUGGACAUUUCACAUUCAAAUAGAGGAGGAUUGGACACCAACUGACAGGUCGGCAGAAGGAAGCACCAGGACUUUGGCACGGCCGUCUCUCCUCCUGCUCCUCACUGUGUGUGUGUGUGUGUGUGUGUGUGUGUGUGUGUGUGUGUGUGUGUGUGUGUGUGUGUGUGUGUGUGUGUGUGUGUGUGUGUGCCUGUCACACACACACACACACACGCAGGCUCUCUCUGUGUGCCUGUCAGUGCACGAGGCUCUCUGGGUGGGUGGGGAGCCAGGCUUGUGGAAGAGAUGUUCACUCUGAGGAUGAGACAGCGUUUCUAACAGGAUCUAUUUGCGGACUCGGAAAAUACACACUGACACAGCUGAGGGCACCAGAGCCCACCGGAACCAACCGAAUUAGCCAUGGAGGGACUUCUGUCUCCGAUGAGGACGCGGAUGACAGAGGGGAGGCGAUGUCAGGUCCAUCUCCUGGACGACAGGAAGCUGGAGCUCCUUGUACAGCCCAAAUUGAUGGCGAAGGACUUGCUGGACCUUGUGGCCUCUCACUUCAACCUCAAGGAGAAGGAGUACUUUGGAAUUGCAUACACAGACGAAACGGGCCAUUUUAGUUGGCUUCAGUUGGACCGAAGGGUGUUGGAACACGAGUUCCCCAAGAAGUCUGGUCCUAUUGUCCUCUACUUCUGUGUCAGGUUCUACAUAGAGAGAAUAUCUUACCUGAAGGACAAUGCCACUAUUGAGCUGUUUUUCCUUAAUGCCAAAUCAAUCAUCUACAAGGAGCUCAUUGAAGUGGACAGUGAUGUUGUCUUCGAACUGGCUUCCUUUAUCCUACAAGAGGCUAAAGGAGAUUUCACCAGUAAUGACGUAACCAGGUCGGACCUGAAAAAGCUGCCUGCUCUGCCCACCCAGGCGCUGAAGGAGCACCCAUCUCUCGCUUACUGUGAAGACCGGGUCAUAGAGCACUACAAGAAGCUCAAUGGGCAGUCCAGAGGGCAAGCUAUUGUAAAUUACAUGAGCAUUGUGGAGUCUUUGCCAACAUAUGGAGUACAUUACUAUGGUGUUAAGGACAAGCAGGGGAUCCCGUGGUGGUUGGGUCUGAGCUACAAAGGCAUCUUUCAGUACGACCACCAGGACAAAGUCAAACCCAGAAAGGUGUUCCAAUGGCGUCAGUUGGAGAAUCUCUACUUCAGAGAGAAGAAGUUUUCAGUGGAAGUUCAUGACCCAAGAAGUAGGGCGUCGGUGACCAGAAGGACAUUUGGUCACAGUGGCAUCGCGGUGCACACGUGGUACGCCUGUCCCGCCCUCAUCAAGUCCAUCUGGGCCAUGGCCAUCAGCCAGCACCAGUUCUACCUGGACCGCAAGCAGAGCAAGUCAAAGAUCCACGCAGCGCGGAGUUUGAGUGAGAUUGCGAUCGACCUCACGGAGACAGGAACUCUGAAGACCUCCAAACUAGCAAACAUGGGGAGCAAGGGCAAAAUUAUAAGUGGCAGCAGCGGCAGCCUGCUCUCGUCAGGCUCUCAGGAAUCGGACAGCUCCCAGACCGCCAAGAAGGACAUGCUUGCAGCACUGAGGGCUCGGGAGGACGCCCUGGAGGAAACUCUUAAAAAGAGACUGGAGGAACUCAAGAGCAUCUGCAUCAGAGAGGCGGAGCUGACAGGGAGGCUUCCUAAGGAGUACCCUCUGGAUCCGGGAGAGGAGCCCCCCACAGUGAGGCGGAAGAUCGGCACUGCCUUCAAACUGGACGAGCAGAAAAUCCACCCUAAGGGAGAGGAGGAGGAACUGGAGCGCUUGGAGGGGGAGUUUGCCAUUCAGUCCCAGAUUACAGAGGCAGCCAGGCGCCUGGCCAGCGAUCCUCACAUGAGCAGUAAGAAGCUGAAGAAACAGAGGAAGACUUCUUAUCUGAACACGCUGAAGAAGCUCCAGGAAAUUGAGAACUCUAUCAAUGAGCACCGGGUCCGCUCUGGCAAGAUGCCUACGCAGAGGGCUUCACUUAUCAUAGAGGAGGCCAAUAUUGGUUCUGAAGAUAGUUCAUUGUCUGACGCACUGGUCUUGGAUGAUGAUGAUCCACAUGUUACAGGAUCCCCCACCUUUUCUCCAGUAGCAUCGCCUCACAGGGGCCUCCCUCCUCGACCACCAUCACUCAGUCGGCCCCCACCACCUCAGUCCCUAGAUGGCCUGCGACACCUGCACUAUCCACGGCCCGACUACGAUAAGUCACCCAUCAAACCCAAGAUCUGGAGUGAAUCGUCACUGGAUGAGCCCUACGAAAAAGUAAAAAAACGCUCCUCUCAUUCAAGUCACAGGCGUUUCACGAGCUCUGGCAGUGCAGACGCAGAGGGUAGUAACUCUCUGCAGAGCAGCCCCAUCAGGAACCUCCCUCACUGGAACUCCAGCAUGCCCUCCACCCCCGACCUGAAGACCAGGAACCCACACUACGUACACUCUACUAGGUCGGUGGACAUCAGUCCCACACGUCUGCACAGUCUCGCUCAGCACUUUAGGAACCGCAGCUCAAGCCUUGAGUCCCAGCGCAAACUGUUGGCGCCCGACCCUGACGCACUCCUGCACACCCUGGGCACGCUCGGCAGCUCUGACUUUUUCCUGGUGCCGGGACGCAACUCCAAUGGCUCCGACCCACUAGACGACUGCUCCUCCUGCACCAGCCAAAGCAGCUCAGAGCAUUACUACCCUUCUGGCGGACCCCCCAACAGCAACCCCAACUACUCCACCCUAGGAGAGGACUCGCCCUCCAAAGCCAGGCAGAGACAGAGGCAAAGGCGCCGGUCAGCGGGUCAGUUGGGUUCCUCUAAUUCCGGCUCCAUGCCAAACCUGGCAGCUAAGAACGGUUCGGGUGGAGGCUCGAGCGGAGGAGGGGUGGGUGGGGGACACCACGGGGUCUACCUCCACAGCCAGAGCCAGCCCUCCUCCCAGUACCGCAUCAAGGAGUACCCGCUGUACGUGGAGGGCAGCCCGAACCCCGUGGUGGUUCGCAGCUUGGAGAGCGAUCAGGAGGGCCACUACAGCGUCAAGGCCCAGUUCAAGACCUCCAGCUCCUACACGGCCGGGGGGCUGUACAAGGAGGCGUGGGGGGGAGAGGCGGGAGGAGAAGGGAGCGGCCGACUCACGCCUUCCCGCUCUCAGAUCGUAAGGACUCCGUCGUUGGGGCGAGAGGGUGCUGGAAGCGGAGGCGGGGGGAGGGCAGCGGUGUCUGAAGAGCUGCGGUGCUGGUACCAGAGGUCCUCAGGGAGCCUGAAGGAGAGGAGUCACUCCCACUCGGGAUCCACUUCCUCCGAGACGGGGUCACAGCAAGGCACUCUGGGACACAGCCGAGGAAGUAGAGUAGGGACCCUCGCCAAGUGCUCACCAGCUGCGUCCCCUCACAGCCAGAGGAGUGUGACGCCCUGCAGCGAGCACACAGCCACGCCAACGCCCCCCUGCAGCCCACAGCACAUCCUCAACUGGCAGAGUGGGUCUUUCAGUGACAGCUGUUUCCUCAGCAGCCCGUUGUGUUCAGAGCUGGCCGAUGUGCAGUGGUACGGACGUGAUAAGGCCAAACCUGGAACCCUGGUCUGAGACCUUCCCGCAGGUCCCAUCGCCCUGUCCUACUGCCUCUCCACUGUCCCUCACCACGGCCCAUCGACAACCAACAACCUCAUCCUGAAGGCCCAACAACCGUUCCGCCCUGAGCGCACCUGACAUGAGCCCCGCCUCCAUUCACCACCUCUUCAUCACGCCCCCCCCCCCCCCCCCCGUCACAGCUCAGCUGGAGUGGGACGUGCUCGCCGAGACAGACUGAGAAGUGCCACCUCAGCUGUUGAACUUGUUGCCCUACAGCACCACGGAGCCCGUUGGUCACACUCCCUCGCAGAGAGUGUACGCUAGCAACGGGGGGGCAGGGAGGGAGAACGGCGUUUAAAAACAUCAAGCAAACAACAAAAUUCAACACGACACUGUCCGCUGACCCGACCAGUGCACUGCCGCCCAAUCUGAGGACACCUGCUGGAUUUGAGCCACCAGUUCUAAAAAAUCUCCAGGCCCAUCUCCAGGUGUUGGGUGUCAUUAUUCCAUUAAUGUUGAUUGUCUUUUUUCUUUAUUUGUCCUCGAAAUAUAUUUAUAAUCAAAGAAGAUAACCCAGACUUUUGAGAAAAAUCAGUUUUAAAUGACAUAUUUGCAUCCUCUCCGUUUAACCCACAACCAAAGACAACUUACUGGAUCGCCCGGUCGCACCCCGGCCCGUGGGCUGGUGCCAUACAGUCACCACAGCGACAAUACCGGGAACCCUCCUGAUAUUUAUGGGACUCUGGUAUAUUGACAAGGACAAUAGCAAUAACAGAUAUUGUACAAUAUGAACUGCUUUGAGUCUACGGGGAAUUAAAGCAGGCAUUCAGCGGCAUUCUCAGCCGUGCAACGGUCUGAGUAAAAGAUUCCCUUGGUGUGUCAUCAGUGAAUCGGGAGGCGGGGUUAUUGGGCUCGGCGUUAAUCAAUGAUUUUUUCCUUUGACUUCUUUUUUUUUAUUGACGCCGUCAUUUCAUCUGGGCUGUAGUUUUGGUGUACAAACAAGAUAUUCAGAUUCUGCCGUUUUAACAUUUGUCGUUUUUCACCCCAGGAAGUAGAUGAUUUUUGGCAGUUGCUUGUGGGGAUACUGAGGCUGUUUGAUGAUAAAUCUCUGCAUCAUCUUUUCUAUCACAAGUGUCUGUUCCUCUCUGGAGGUCUUGUUUCCAUAGCGGCUCCUGUCACUACGUGGGGCAUCUGUCUGUCCGUCUUUCUGUCCAUUUCUUCUUCGUGACGGGAGCGACCGAAGACACAGCGUGAACCCGAAUCACAACUAAGACACGCAUACUGGAAGCCACAACACACACUGUGGACACACAAAAAUUACAAAAGUGCCAAACAUGUUGGUGCUUUAUAUUUGUACUGUAACACAGCACUCGAAGAGCCCCCACCCUCCCAUAUUCAAGCUGCAAACAGAAAAGGCCCCACUGUCUUUAGCCAUUGUGCAACGUCUGUACAACAAAAGCACAACAUACGAGGGCUGGACCUACAAUUAGUGAAUUGUAAUUUUCCACUCCAACUAUGUCAAAGUAACUACACAACUUUUAGAGUCGUCUAAAAGGGCAUAAGAGAGGCGGAAAAGCCAGAACAAAGUAUUACAUGAAAGUGCUCUUUUAUUACUACGAGGACAUCAAUUAAUUUUUUGGUUCGACAACAUUUAAUCCCCGCUGCCAGGGCAGCAGUGAAGCCAUAGCCGGAGCUGAAGUAAACGGUUCUUUAACUCUCUCGAAUGGAGAGAGUAAUGUUCCCUCACAACCCAGUCAACAAUCAGACAUUCAGAUCAGAGUUAGAUAAGCACACCUGGUUUUGUAGGAAGGGAGUAGAACUCGCAUGUUAGUUAGUAUCUAAAUAGUUUUCUCUCAUCUUUUCCAGUCAAUAAAUAUUGUUUGUUUUUUUUGCUUUUCCAAAAUAUCCUAAUUGUUGGUAAUUCACUAAGACUGUUGACUGUAAACGGUGCAGCGUGUGUUUUUUUUUGUAUGGGAGGAACCCUGUGCAUCCCACCUUCAUAAUGUUCUAACAUUCACAUUCAUAAUGUUCUUUUUCCUUUUAUGCACUCACACCACUUGUUGUAAUCUGCCACUUUAGACUAUUUAAAUAGGAAAGUUCUGUCCACUCCCCGCAUGGUUGGUUCUCCAAGAGUUGCCCGCCCCCUUCCUGGUCAGAUUUGAUCAGCUUUUCGCCCCGUGAUUGGAACCAGCUCUCCCUGGUUACCUUUUAUUAGAGAGCAAGCUUGAUCCUGCUCUGCUCACUCCGUCCACUGUUUGUGUGCUAAAACACAAUCCCGUGCAUGUCCUGCCACUGAAAAGGAAGAAAAAAAUAACCCAAAGACGUUCAGCGCCCGUCUUCUAUACGGUAACAUUAGCACAUGUUGCUCCAUCGCGUGACCCUUUUCAACCUUGUGGUGAUCUCUGAGUCCAAUGUGAAGUGUGACGUCUCCUCCCUCUGUUGCUCCAAACACACCAUUUUCUGUGCUUCAUAGAUGAGACUUUUUUGUAAUUCUCCCAAGAGAAAUGAACUUACUCUAUUAUCAGUCGUUUCCUGUAUGUAGGGAGGGGCACUGUAGGAUUUUGUGGGGUUUUUAACAUUCACAUUCAUUGUUUUUUCAAUGUUCCAUUUUAUAAGAACAGUAUUGUUUGGGGUUUUUUUGUUCUGUAACCGUGCAUUCAGGUGCUACAAAAUGUCCAGUUACUGCUUUGUCAUGUAGGAUCUAGACAUCUUCAUUGUUAUCAAUAGAUUUAUUUACCAGAAUGAAGCUUAUUUUAACAGACAGUUUAAUUGUAGAAGACACUUCCCCCAACCAGACAAUAGAGCAUGUAACUUGAUUUUAUCAGUUCUGUUCAACUGUAACAAUACAUUAAAGGUGUUGUAGAAAAAAUGUGGAAUUUAUCAAGAAAAAUUACUGAAUUCCACAGUUAAUUUAUUCUUUUUUCUAUUAAAAUUUGUAUAGUAACUUUACAUUUUUCAAAACUGUGUUGUUGGAAAUUGAAUUUUCAAGAUGAGAAGCGGUGUCAGUUAUUGAGAGUAAGAAAAAUAAAUUAUUGAUGAAUGUUCUCAAGA
Molecule: messenger RNA, 6738 nt
Organism: Gasterosteus aculeatus aculeatus (three-spined stickleback)
Lineage: Eukaryota; Metazoa; Chordata; Actinopteri; Perciformes; Gasterosteidae
Product: FERM domain-containing protein 4A-like
Biological process (GO): establishment of epithelial cell polarity
Cellular component (GO): adherens junction; cytoskeleton; bicellular tight junction
Source: RefSeq, a predicted model, not a curated record